AUGCACUAUUUUGGGGUAUUAGCUGCACUGUCUGUUUUCAACAUCAUUGCCUGUUUGACAAGAGGAAAGCCUUUGAAAGACUGGGACAAGUUACCAGCUAUGGGAAAGUCUGAUGCACACUUUCAUGAUCCUGGGGAAGUGGAAGAUGAGACCCAUUUCGACUUUAAAUCUUUCCUGGAGAAUAUGAAGACGGAUUUACUACGGAGUUUGAAUUUAUCAAGGGUCCCCUCACAAGAGAAGACCAAAGAAGAACCGCCACAAUUCAUGAUUGAUUUAUACAACAGAUAUGCUGCAGACAGGUCUUCCAUCCCUGCAUCCAAUAUUGUGAGGAGCUUCAGUACUGAAGAUGUUGUUUCUUUAGCUUCACCAGAAGAAAAUCCAUUUCAGAAACACAUCUUGCUCUUCAACAUUUCUAUUCCACGAUAUGAGGAAAUCACAAGAGCUGAACUGAGAAUUUAUAUCUCCUGUCACAGGGAAGUUGGGUCUCUCUCUAGACUGGAAGGCAACAUGGUCAUUUACGAUGUUCUAGAUGGAGACCACUGGGAAAAUCCAGAAAGUACCAAAUCUUUCCUUGUCUCCCAGGAUAUCCAGGAAUGUGGCUGGGAGAUGUUUGAAGUGUCCAGUGCUGUGAAAAGAUGGGUCAGGGCAGAUAAACUGAAGACUAAAAACAAGCUGGAGGUUGUUAUAGAGAGUAAAGCUCUCAGUGGUUUCACUUGUGGAAAGCUGGAUAUCAGUGUUACCCCUGACACUAAGAACCUGCCCCUGUUAAUAGUGUUCUCCAAUGAUCGCAGCAAUGGGACAAAAGAGACCAAAGUGGAGCUCCGGGAGAUGAUUGUUCAUGAGCAAGAAAGUGUGCUAAAGAAGUUAGCAAAGAACAACACUUUGCCUGAAAAGGAAGAAGGGGGAAAGGACAUUGCUAGGCCCCACCAGCAUUCCUCCAGAAGCAAAAGAAGCAUCAGAGCCAACCACUGCCGGCGAACUUCCCUCCAUGUGAACUUUGAAGAGAUCGGCUGGGAUUCCUGGAUCAUUGCACCCAAAGAUUAUGAGGCUUUUGAGUGUAAAGGAGGUUGUUUCUUCCCUCUGACAGAUAAUGUUACCCCAACAAAACAUGCUAUUGUACAAACUCUGGUGCACCUCCAAAACCCAAAGAAAGCUUCCAAGGCCUGCUGUGUUCCAACCAAAUUGGAUUCGAUCUCCAUUCUUUAUAAGGAUGAUGCUGGGGUGCCUACUUUGAUAUAUAACUAUGAAGGGAUGAAAGUGGCAGAAUGUGGUUGCAGGUAG
Molecule: messenger RNA, 1281 nt
Organism: Rhea pennata
Lineage: Eukaryota; Metazoa; Chordata; Aves; Rheiformes; Rheidae
Gene: GDF2
Product: growth differentiation factor 2
Exons: 2
Coding region: 1-1281 (426 amino acids)
Biological process (GO): BMP signaling pathway
Cellular component (GO): extracellular region
Molecular function (GO): cytokine activity; growth factor activity
Source: RefSeq, a predicted model, not a curated record